This is a messenger RNA of Suillus paluster, 1649 nucleotides long. RefSeq lists its product as uncharacterized. The transcript is spliced from 5 exons. Bases 180 to 1394 code for a protein of 404 amino acids. Lineage: Eukaryota; Fungi; Basidiomycota; Agaricomycetes; Boletales; Suillaceae. The record is from RefSeq and is a predicted model, not a curated record.
GCGGCGACUUCUCAGGACUGCCCACGCAACCCGGGACUAUUUUAUCCAGAUGUGGUUAAUGUUUGGAAACAUGCCGAGCGAUCGCAAGGUAGAGACUAUCGAUCCUUUGCUCAAGAGACGACCGCUCGUUGCUUCCAUCCCUUAUAUGUUUGGCAGGAGGCGUCACAACAUUCGUUUCCAUGGCUCUAAAAUAUGUGCGACGUAUGACCAGGGAGCUGCAGUUGCUCGCUUCAUCCUUGUCCCCUCAGUGGUCGCCGCCGCAAGAUCGUAACACAUAUAGCGCAUACGAGUACUGUGCCUCAACGGUAACAGGCUUUUCGCACGCCAUCGAAUUCAUUUUCCUCAUCAGCGAGACUAGUAGCUCAUGCCGUGAGUUACUACUCGAAAUGGGGUCCAUGCACACAAUCGCCACCGCUAUUCCGUGUGCAUGGCCGAAAUUUGUGAGCAACUCUAUCCACCACCAUCCAACUCAAGAGAUACCUCGAAUUGAACUCGCAGAGAGGAAACGUCUCAUGCGAGCCUGUUUCCGCUAUGUCAACUUCGUAUUAUAUCACGCCAAUGACAGUAUCUCAGCGUUGGACGAAGCCCUUAAAGCUGGCCUUCUCGAGUCGAUAAAUCGAGCUAUCAAUAUCCCUCGCCACAAUGAUGACACGGAAAAGCCUCUCAUGAAACCUGCCCUCGAAACGCUUUCCAUUCUUCCCCGGUUUUUCGGUUCCCUAACUAUCAUGAAGAGGCUCCAACAUCACCAAGAAAUCAUGCGUAUUCACCCCGGCCCGCAUUAUCCUGAUCCAUUGAUAAAGAAUAGAUGGCGUAUGGUAGUCGACACCGCUCUCCCACUAUUGGCACUUCAGCUGAAGUCAUACUCACGUCAUGAUUUCGACGCAUCCACUCAUCCCAAUUAUCGAUGCUCUGCUUGUACUGUUGCACAUUAUUGCUCAAAAAGGUGCCAGGUUGCAGACUGGAAGAAUCAUACGAAUUGGUGUGGUCCUCUUCGAGCAGCCUUAGGUUGCCUGGACUCUCAUGAUAUGCGGCGAAGUCUACCGUGGCUUGCCACGCUCGAGGAUUUCUACUGCAUCUCCGCCAAACAGGCCAUCAAGAAACUUACCUUGACCGCUCGGAAACAACAUCCUGACUCCGACCUUGUGCUCCAGAUCGAUACAACGGUCUUUCCGGUCGCAUUCGAGGUCAUCACAGCUCAAACAGCGUUCCAGCUGGGCAUAUUACGUGGGGUAUCACCGGUUCUCGUAAGGACCCUUACGAUGGUUGAGAACUCAGAUCGACCGGCGAUUAAGAUUCUUCGUCUCAAGUAUGGGCAAAACUGUUGGAAUCUAUUUAGUCCAACUACUGCUCUACAAGGUGGAUUUGAUUGGGGCUAUUUAACACCCUGGGACUGAAUUUUAGUGUGUUUGUUCAUACAUCGUGCACCACGCUUCAAAUGUUUGAUGUUGUCGUCGCCUCCUUCCAUCCCCAUGAUCAUCUCCGUCAUCUGAAACAAAGUUGCUUAUGUCCCAUCCUAUGCUCCACUGAGUGACACCUAUUCAUAAAAAUCGCCCUUCUUGUGCUACCGAGCAGCCUUCUCCUCGAUCGUCGCUGGAGGCAACUCCAGUCCUAGCUCUCCGUGGUUCUCCCACACCUAUACACUGGUACAU